Molecule: messenger RNA, 2875 nt
Organism: Humulus lupulus (European hop)
Lineage: Eukaryota; Viridiplantae; Streptophyta; Magnoliopsida; Rosales; Cannabaceae
Product: scarecrow-like protein 6
Exons: 2
Coding region: 1-2496 (831 amino acids)
Biological process (GO): regulation of DNA-templated transcription
Cellular component (GO): nucleus
Molecular function (GO): DNA-binding transcription factor activity; sequence-specific DNA binding
Source: RefSeq, a predicted model, not a curated record
AUGGACUACUACUGCUUACGCCACCAACUGGGAAUAGAAAAUAAUGAUAAAAGCAUAUACAAUAAGGAAGAGAGAAAAGAUGGGUCUUUUGGUUUUAACUUUUUUACCUCUGAGUUGAACCAGACAAGUUUGUUUGAUCUGUUGGGUGAGAAGAGAAGGAAAAGGGUAUUAGAAAUUGCAGGGUUUUGUAUCGAUUUGGCGAGAAAGGAAGAGGAACCGAACCCCACUUAUGUUCUUCACAUGAGAAGAAGCCCGAGCCCUCCCACAUCGGCGGCAUCGACUCUCUCUUCGUCUUUCGGUGGUGGGGGAGGCGGCGACACAGACAACAACACGGGAGGUGUGGCGACCACGCUCCCGCCUGAGCCACCGCUUGCGCCCACUGCUACUGCUGCUUCGCGCAAAGACGAGUGGGCAUCAGAGCUUCAGCCAAUUGCAGCUGGACUAGAAGCUGUGACUGGGGUUGGGGGUUCAGUAUUAAGCGAAAGAUGUGGGCUUGUUGUUGGGUUGGAGGAUUGGGAGAACAUGUUGUCCGAAACGGCGGCGUCGUCUCCGGGCCAAGACCACUCGCUUCUCAGGUGGAUCGCGGGGGACAUGGAGGACCCUUCUUCUUUCGGCCUCAAGCAGCUGUUGCAGGGUGGGAACAAUCUUCUCGAGUUUGAUGGCAAUGCCGGUGGCUUGGGAAUCGUCGAUCAAGGUCCCGGCUUUGAUCACAUCGGCGGUGUUAGUGGCAGUCUUAUGGCUGGGAUUAAUCCAAGUUUAGCCUUUUCUGGGUCUGGGUUUAUGAACAACGACGGCAACAAUGGUGGUGGUGGGAAGAUUGGUUCAAUUGGGCUGACCAGUUCUUCUGGAGUUGUUACAAACUGCAAUAUGCAAAACCCCAUUUACUCAAAUUCUGGCAACGGUCUUCCUCUUCCAGUUUCUUUGCCUCAUGGAAUGAUUUAUCAGCCACCGCAGCAUCAGCACUACGAUGGCUCAGAUGAGAAGCCGCAGAUUCUGAAUCCACAGUCGUUAAUGAACCAACAGCAGCAGGCCACUACUCAGUUCUACUCUCAAAAUCCAAACUUUUUUCUGCCACUAGAACAGCACCAGCUUCAUCAUCCCCAACCCAAGCGCCACAACUCGGGCGGUGUAGACCCAACAUCUCAGAUCCCAAAAGUCUCUCCUUUUUGCGACCCAGGCCACGAGCAUCUGCUCAGGAAGCAUCAGCAUCAGCAGCAACAACAACAAUAUCAUCUGGGUUUUCCUCAGGGUAUGCAGUUUCUUCCUCAGCAGAAGCCAUUGAUGCAGAAGGUCAUGGUUGGGUCCGGUGAUGAAAUGACCGCACACAACCACAACAACCACCAUCAGCAGCAACAGCAACAGCAACAUCAACAGCUUCAACAACAUCAACAUGCUUUGCUCGACCAGCUCUACAAGGCCGCCGAGUUGAUAGGGUCUGGGAAUUUCUCACACGCGCAAGGGAUAUUGGCGCGGCUCAAUCACCAGCUCUCCCCCGUAGGAAAGCCCCUCCACAGGGCUGCUUUCUACUUCAAGGAGGCUCUGAAUUUGCUCAUCUUGAACAACAACAACAACUCACUCAAUAAUACCAUUCCUUCUAGGUGCCCAUCACCCUUUGAUGUCAUCUUCAAGAUGGGAGCAUACAAGGUUUUCUCCGAAGUCUCCCCUCUUAUACAGUUCGUCAACUUCACUUCCAACCAAGCACUCCUCGAAGCCCUCGACAACGCUGAUCGGAUUCACAUUGUUGAUUUCGAUAUAGGUUUUGGUGCUCAGUGGGCUUCUUUUAUGCAUGAGCUUCCGGUGAGGAACAGAGGCCCUCCCUCGUUGAAAAUUACUGCCUUUGCCUCACCGUCCACACACCACCCCGUUGAGCUCGCACUCAUGCGUGACAAUCUAGCUCAAUUCGCCAACGAGAUUGGUGUGGCUUUCGAGCUGGAAGUUGUCAACUUUGAUUCUCUCGAACAAACGUCUUACUCAAUGCCAUUCUUUCGAGCCGAGGGCGAGGUUGUUGCAGUGAACUUCCCCAUUUGGUCUGCCUCAAACCAACCAGCAGCAUUGCCUAAUCUCCUCCGCUUUGUUAAGCAACUCUCGCCCAAGAUUGUGGUGUCAUUGGACCGAGGCUGCGACAGGAGCGACCUUCCAUUCCCCCAACACAUCCUGCAGGCCCUCCAUUCCUACAUAAACCUCCUGGAGUCAUUGGACGCGGUUAAUGUGGCCUCAGACGCAGUUAACAAGAUUGAGAAGUUCUUGCUGCAGCCGAAAAUUGAGAGCGCUGUUCUGGGGCGUCUACGAGCUCCCGACAAGAUGCCCCUUUGGAAGACACUGUUUGCCUCGGCUGGCUACACGCCUGUGACUUUUAGUAACUUCACCGAGACGCAGGCCGAAUGUGUGGCGAAAAGAACACCUGUUAGGGGAUUUCAUGUCGAGAAGCGCCAAGCUUCGCUUUCGCUGUGCUGGCAGCGUAGGGAGCUGAUCUCGGUUUCGGCUUGGAGGUGCUGAAGAAGAUUAUUACCAAUUGGACAAAGUUGCAGGGAUAUUGGAUUUUAGCAACUGCCAAUUUUUCCCCCCAGAGAGGUUGCAAACUUAUUCUACUCUGAUAUUAAGUCAAAAUAAAUUGUUUUAAACUCUGUUCUUGGCACCUUUGUUAUGGCAUCUUCAAUCUUUGUGAAUUGUCAUGAUUAUUGUUCUUCAACUAUGCUCUGUCAUUAUCAAUCAAUCUAUCUAUGUAUGUUUUUCUUGUCUAGAUAAGCUAGAAUUUUCCGUGAAACAAAACACAUCAAACGGGAAAAGUCAAUAGAGUCUUAUUGCAUAUUAUUGACAUUUUCAUAUGUUGAUAUUCUUAUGGUGAGAAGAAGAUGCAUUGUGCUUUUGGUUAUAA